Molecule: messenger RNA, 11555 nt
Organism: Ictalurus punctatus (channel catfish)
Lineage: Eukaryota; Metazoa; Chordata; Actinopteri; Siluriformes; Ictaluridae
Gene: mbnl3
Product: muscleblind-like splicing regulator 3
Exons: 12
Coding region: 1549-2796 (415 amino acids)
Molecular function (GO): metal ion binding
Source: RefSeq, a predicted model, not a curated record
AAUUCUUCAGUUUUACCGACUCCACCCUUGCAACAGGCUUUUUUUGCCGUUCAAGUAGGAAUGGGAUUCCCCUAAAAUGGAGGAAGUGAAGUGCACGCUGUAGUGCACUACUCCAUGCACACUCCUCCUCCCUCGUUACCGCCUCGCCUCGCCUCGCCUGCUGCCUCCCAGCCGCCAGCAAGUUCGCCUCACGCUUCCUCCUUCGCUUUCGUCCUUUCUUUCUCCUCAACAACAACAAAAAAAUCCCACAUCGCUCCUGCUGAAAGCUGCCGAGCUGAGCGACAGCUGGGAGGAGAAGUAAACUUGGUGGCUGAAGAAAAAGCUCCGCAGACAACACCAGUGAGUGGGACGCGGCUGGUUAUAGAAAUGAUUGUGGGCUUAUUUACGUGUUUGAGUUUGCUUUAAACCGAGGGGCCGAGCUACAACAUUCAGCACUUUCCCCUCCUCCUCCUCCUCCUCACUACCCCUCCGUGAGCAAAAACAAGAGGUCUGCACAGAUGAAAUGCUUCAAGUUCUCGUGUGUUUAUCUCUGCAGCUGUUGGUCUUCUCAGUAGUCAGGUUGUGAAUGUGGAGCAGUGAGGCAGAAAGAGGAACUAAAGGAGACCGCGGAGGGCUACAAUGAGAAGAAAAGACACAGGAGAGACAGGAGGGACAAGAAUGCGACUCAAGUAGAAGACAGCGGACGCACAUCACCUCAAAGUGCCUGGAUGUGCUGGAUGCUGCAGCAGCCUCGUGCCGGCGCAUGCUUUUCCCCACACUGCUGUUCCCUGCAGCCCUGACUGUGUAAGUGUAUCUGUGAUUGCGCUUGGCCUUGACUCGGGCUGUGUUUCACUCUGCGAAGCAAACAGUCCUUCGGCCCGUUUGCUGUUCCUCGAUCCCAAGCCUCCCCCCACCCCCGCCCCCCGCCCCCCCACCUCGCACGCAAUAUCAUUCCGUUGAUCCAAGGACAGUCGAUUCGUUUCUUCUUUUGUGCCCGAGCCUUUUCUUCAUCUUCUGUUCUCUGGAAAUGUGAGCAUCUUUACAAAACAUUAAUGUUGCAGCAGCGGGACGGUGGCCUGUAGGAGCCUGAGGGUGGGAAAAGUGGAUAAAAUUGUUUUAUUUAGAGAAAAGUGUGGUUUUAUGAGACGGGACAGCCACUGCAGCCCAGAAGAGCGUGUCUGUCUGCACUUUUAGUGCCUCAGUCUGAGUGAAGCGGCCAAGAAGCCAUUGCAGCAUGCCUGAGUGACCUGCUCUGCCUCAGCAUCCUUCUCCUGGACACGCCUGCUCUUUGCUCUGCUAUCCAACUCCUAUGGAACACACAGAGUCAUAGAUUCUUCACUGUUGUUUCUGUUAACAGUUUUUUUCUAUUUUUUUUUUUUUUUUUUUUUUUUUGCCAUUCUGUCUGAACAUUAGAGCAUGUCCCAUUCCUUUUACCAGAGACUGAGUGUUUUUUGUGCUGUGGCACAGUGAUUUUUCUUUUCUUUUUUUUUUUUUUUGUCCCGCUACGUGCACUUUUGACCUUCUUAACCCCCAGACGACCUUUAACUCGACCCUAACCACCCACUCAUUAUGGCCGUCAACGUUGCUGUAGGCCGGGACACCAAGUGGCUGAUGCUAGAGGUGUGUCGCGAGUUCCAGAGAGGCUCGUGCUCACGUUCUGACACCGAGUGCAAGUUUGCUCACCCCUCUCGCACCUGCCAUGUGGAGAACGGCCGUGUCAUUGCCUGCUUCGACUCCCUCAAGGGCCGCUGCACACGUGAUAACUGUAAGUACCUGCAUCCGCCUCCGCACCUGAAGACGCAGCUAGAAAUCAAUGGCCGGAACAACCUGAUCCAGCAGAAGGCGGCGGCUGCCAUGUUGGCUCAGCAGGUGCAGUUCAUGCUGCCUGGAGCCCAGCUACAGCCCAUAACCACGUUCCCAGUAUCACCCUCGUUGGCCACCAGUCAGAGUAUGGCAUUAAAUCCAUACAUGGGUCAUAUGAGCCCUGGCAUUGGCCUCAUGCCCGAGCUGCUGCCCAGCACCCCCGUGCUGGUCCCGGGGAGCCCCACGGGCAUCACCAUGGGCAACGGCAACUCCACUCAGAAGCAUGUUCGCACAGACAAGCUUGAGGUGUGUCGUGAGUUCCAGCGGGGCAACUGCACACGGGGUGAGAACGAGUGCCGCUACGCUCACCCAGUAGAGGCGGGCAUGGUGGACGGCAGCGAGAACUCGGUCAUCGUGUGCAUGGACUACGUCAAGGGCCGCUGCUCGCGCGACAAGUGCAAGUACUUCCACCCGCCGGCACACCUGCAGGCCAGGAUUAAAGCAGCGCAGCAGCAGCAGGCCAACCAGAGUGCAGCUGCUACAGCAGCAGCAGCCAUGCCUGCAGCGCGUCCUCUGAAGCGCAACCUGCAGUCAACCCCUGACCUGGCCCUGCCUCCAGGCAGCAUGCAGCAGCUACCAAAGAGGCAAACCCUGGAGAAGAGUAACGGCGCUGCGGCCAUCUUCAACCCCAGCAUGUUCCACUACCAGCAAGCUCUGGCCAGCAUGCAACUGCAGCAGCCGGCCUUUAUCCCCACAGGUUCCCUGCUCUGCAUGGCUCCAUCCGGAGGCAUCGGGCUUUUCAAACCGCCUGGCCCACUGGCAGAGGGCCGCUGGGAGAGGCGGGAUUGGAGCAGCUGCCGGCCCCCCCACAGCCGCUACCUAACAGGGCCUGGACAGACCGUUCCCAUGAUGCACGGUGCCACCACUUCCACUGUUUCGUCGGCUACGACCCCAGUCACCAAUGUUCCUUUUGCCGAAUCAGCUGCCUCCAAUCAGACCCUGCCGAGGUACUGACUGCUGACCCUGUCGACCUCCAGUGCAUUCCUGUGGAAACACACCUCUGUCCAAUCCCCAAACUGCUGGUGGCGGCACCGGUGAGCCUGAACUCAGUAAUCCUCGGCCGCAAUCUCAGUUAACACACCACGAUCACCAUCCCCAAAUCCAAAUCCAGCCACCCCAUAGAGACCUGAAUGCAACAAACGUGUGCCUAAUCAGUGCGUCCAGCAAGGACAACCCUUUCAUGGUCUUAUUUGAUGCCCCACAUCAACAAAAGUCAACAAAAAAUUUGUUGAUGCUAAAACAGGCAAUAUUUAAGCUAGGACCUUCAACUGUUUAAGGAAGUGUGCCAUGAUGCAAGGAGACUUAAGAAGCAUGUAGAUGCUGAAUCUGAGCGCUCCUUUGAAUUCACAGCCAUACAAGUACACAGAUUUGUAGACACACACACACACACACACACACACACACACACACACAAACACACACACAAAGUUGAGAACAGUGCAUCCUCCUCAAAUGAGAGCGAGGUCUCAGACCCGGAUUUAUCCAGAUUGAGUAGUGACGCUGAGGCUUGAUGUCACCUGACAGCACACAUGAUUCUGCAAAAGCUUGUGUAGAGAACGCAAGUGUAUAACGUGCAUGCACAGGGCUUAGGUCAGAGAUGGGCGUGUAUGAGAGCUUUUUUAAAUUUUUUUUAAAGCACUUUUAUUUUUUUUUUUGAACGGUUUUUUUCAUUAUCCAUUCUUUUAGUCGCAGACAUUUACACGUUUUUAUCAACAUAAAUUAGUAGUCAAACGGUGGCCGAUGUUCUUUAGAUGUCCCUGACGUAGAAUUCACACCAAACGCGACACUUAAGCAACAAGUCCAUAUAGCAUAAGUGUGUACGUCUAGUCCACACCGCGAAACCGCACUUUAUUCAUAACGAGGAAGUGAACACGUAUACAUGCGACAGUGUCGAAGGGACAUGAGGUGUGGGCCACCUGUAAUCACACCACGGUUCACUUCAAAACCUGUCGUUAGACAGUGGGACCGUGAUUCGCAUUCUUGUGUUUUUAUUCUAGUUGAUGUAAAGUUGCUAUACAGAACUUGUGCAGGCUGCAAAAUAAAACUAGUACGGUUGUAGAUUUCAUUAAAUAGGCUAUACAGCGUACAACAAAUGGAAGCGUGUGUUAUUUGAAUGGAUUCCGUCUCGCACACAAGUUAAAAACAAAAAAAAAGGAGAAGAAAUGGACGUGGCAUGUAUUAACCAAAAAAAAAAAAAGGUGGACGUAAGACUACUACAUUUUCUAAAAUGUUUUAGAAAUGCAUUUGGUGUGAAUUGGCUUUGUUACUCAAACCACUAACCUGUCUUUUAUCACAGACUAACACAAAGGACGAGCAUACAUGUAUACCCUUUAAAAGCAAGCAUGUCAUUCCUAUUCUACAUACUGAUAUCACCACUGUUUCUAACAUUAGUGAGUGAUUGGUGGAAGGGUGUUGUUUAUUUAAGCCUAAUCCUAUCAAGAUGCAAUUGGUUGACGAGAGGAAGUGUCGUUUAUUUUUUUUUUUUAUCUUUUUUUUUUUUUUCUCCCCCCUCCAUGCCUGGACAUACCACAGAUUUGUUUACGUAAAGCAUUCAGACUGAGGUUAGGUCGAUUCGUGAGUGAAUACCUCCAUUUUCAUAACGCAAUCCGCCUUAAGCAGACGUGUACCUGCGUACCUGCACGUCUUAUCAUGCACGAUGGUGUACACUGAUCUGCAGGGUCUGAUUACAGCCCUAUAGCCAGCUCUGCACAGGAGGUCUGAUAGAUGACUAGCUCAGGAUGAGUCGGAUCACCAUACUGUGUUAGGCAGUGCCAGCACAGCAGCUGUGGCCUUCGAUUGGCGCGGCCAUUUCAAAGCCCAACUGUUCCUCUGUAGUCAGCCACGUCAGAGCGCAUUACUCAUCUCCUGUAACCAAGUGCGCUUUUUUCCUGCUUUUUUUCCCCUCAUUUCUAUAAUACACUGAUCUGUAAGUUUGACUUGGUUUAUCAGCGCUAUUGUGAUAUAUUAGAGUCUGCCACCAUCUCUGCUUCUGUCGUUCCUUAUAGCGUGGACAGUCCCUGCCAAUGGCCCAGUCCCUCCUACUGUGUGACAGUCUGUUUGUCUGUGCUUAUUGCUUAGCCCUGUUUGUUACAUCUCACAGUAACACAAGAUCUUGGAACUGUCCAUGCUGUGAUAUUCGCAGUGCGACAGCAACCAAAGCUACACUUCUAGAGUUUCAUACUGUAGAACCUUUUUUGUUUUCUAUUUGGAGCUAAUGUGCACGUCUUAACAAUGGUUUAACAAGGCACACGGUGUAAGGUGCAAGUGUAAUUAAGAACGCAAUUAAUGUAGUUGAACGCUCCCGAAAUAAAUCAUAGCGUGGGAAUCGCACAGAAUACGGAUGUUUACAGUAAUCCUACUGUCCUGUUAAAUUACCAAUGGCAGCAGUACACUUUUAAUCAUGUGUACCGCUUUAUGUGCCAAUGACUCCGAGAGCUGGGCCACUCUGUGCCAGUCACUGGUUUAAAAAAAACAAAAAAACAAAAGGAGUAGAGUGCCAAGGCUCAAAAGCAGGCUGAUUUUGAAAAUUGUUAUUUUUCCUAUAGCUAAUGCAAUCAUUAAUCAGUACGUUUACGUGGACAACAAUAAUCCAAUAUUAACCCAAUUAAGACGAUACUCUGAUUAAGAAACUAGCAUGUAAACAGUGAUUAUUGAUCACCUUAAUCUGACUAAAGUCAUACUCGAAGUAAACACAAAUCCAUUUAAGACAUGUGGCGUAUUCCUGUUUUAGUCACAUUAUUGAUGUGCGUUACAGACAUGCGCACACGUUAAUCACACUAUUAACGUCGUGUGGGAGUUUUCACCGCGUUUUGCGACAGGACACGCUUACACACACACACACGGCAGUGCUCAACCGUUUGACGUCAAACAAGAGAGCAUCACUGCGUCCCAAACCACGUACAUAUCUACUAUAUAUUAGGGAUGUCACGAUACCAAAAAUCUAGUAGUCGGUACCGAUACCACCAAAAGUACAUGAUACUCGAUACCACGGUGUGGUAUAAAAAAAAUUUUUAAAAAAACUUCUUUUUUUUUUUUUUUUUUUAAUAAAAUAAACUCCUCGGGCUAAUACUGGCAAAAACAGAGAGGGGGGAGGGAUAUUUUAGUUAUGAAACACUGUCUGACAAUGACUAAUAAAACAGUGCUAAUAACAAGUGCUAAGGUGCACUCCUAAACACUCACACACACCCCUUAUACUCUGAAUGCAUGCAUUAGUUUAAAUUCACUGAUAUGGUGUCAGGCCAAAAAGAUUUAUUAAAAGCAUGAACAUUUGAAUAAUUAUUAGUGACAUUAGGCUACAUUUAGCUGAUAGGACACGGGCUGAAUGGCGAUGCAUGGUGGCCCAUUAGGAGGUAGUUUAUAACAUCGCAAUGCAUUAGCAUCGUUAACAAAUAACUGGCUAUCGCAAACAUUACAUGGAGCAUAACGUUAGCUGGUUUCAUGGCCACAAUGCCAGCUGCCUCAAACACACAUAAUGUAGGGCCUGUGUUUCAGGUGCUUCGCCAAAUUCCAGGUGUUUCCUCGCUUUGUUUGAAAUGAAUGAUAGCAUCGAUCGCACACCGGCAACUUAUUCUUCCUCUCCUCUCAAAAAGCUUUCCUCUCUUUGCCGCUCAACGAGUCGGGGCGGAGCUAAACUCGUUGCCCUCUUCUGUAGUUUUUCCCAUGUGCUUGUUCUUUUUCUUUACCACUUGUGGACCGACUAAAACGCUUACGAGUAUAUGCUGCCCUGGUACCUUCAUUACCUACGUACCCACGCUACUGCAGAAAAACAAGUACCGUCACGUUUUAAGAAUGUUGGUACUGAAGUAUCGUUUCUCGUGACAUCCCCCCUAUAUAGUAGGUGAAAUACGUGUUUCGGCAAGUAUUUCGGACGCAGCCCACGGCUUCAAGCAGUCGUCUAUUAGCCCAUAUAGCACCACAAAUAAUUAACUGCACUUGAAGCUUUCAUAAAAUUAAAACUGAAACACCCAAAACUGUAUACGGUACCAUAACGAAGACGAACUGUAUGUCGAUAUGUGAAAUUCUGGAGGGAACGUCGGACAGCGCGGCGUGGGGACGUAAUGACGUGCGCCGUUAAUUUGUCUAUAUUCUAUAACACAUAAAACAGGAACAUGAAAGGAAUAUCCUAAAAGCGACUCAUGUAAACACCUUAAUCAGAAUAUUGCCUUAUUCAGAAUAAGAUCAAUAAUUAGAUUACUGCUGUCCAUGUAAACGUAGUCAAUGCUGUGCUUUCAUUCAGGCUUUCAAUCUUUCCUAAUUCACCUCAUACUGCUGUACGAUGAUUGGAGCUCCUGUAGCUUACUUACAACAUGUGGACUAAAGGCCAUUUCUGAUCUGAUCUACAGAGAAACCUUUUAUAAGCUUUAAUUGGAGUAGAUGCGUGUUUUGAAAGAACAAAUACAGUGAUGGAAAAUAUAACACCAACCGAGGCCUGCAAAAUUUUUGUAAUAGUAGUGCGUAUUUACCUUUUUUUUUUUUUUUUUUUUUUUUUUUUUUUUUUUUUUUUUUAAAUAAAUAAACUUCGCAGCUCUCUGGUUUAAUCAGGAUUAAGUUUCUGUGUAUUAUGUUUGUGAAAUGUGUGUCUGUUUAAUCCAGCUUACAGAUUCCGACCACUUAUUGUGUCCUUAUUUUCAAAAGUCGACAGACUCUAAAAACAAACAAAAAAAAUCCAGGGCAAAGCUGACUGUCAGCCAUAUGAGUGGUUCAUUUCACGUUGUGCUAAAAGCAGUAAUUCUGCAGGAGAAAAGUGCCGAGGUGUCGAGGCAAGGGGGGGGGUCAGCUGUAGCCGGGGUACUGAUGAACCUCACAAACGUUGCCAGGAAAGGGCCUUAUAUACAUUUGAAUGUGACAUUUAGGACAAAGAAGAAUGUCAUUAAAGCUUGAGGAUGCCUGUCUCACCUUUUUUAUUAUUAUUAUUUCCUCCUGAAACAAACCACAACAUAUUUCAACAUAUCAAGGGAGUUAGAUUCUCCCAAUGCCAUUCACUGUUGAUGUACUAUAGAAACAAGAUUCUAACCGCGAGACUUGUCAAGUUGUUGCCGUCGUCGUUACAUGAAACAGCUGUGCUGUUUUGUACAGAUAGCCACAAUGAGGAGCAAAUAUUGAUGGUCAAACACUGCACCUAUUUUAAAGAAAGAAAAAAGAGGACCUCUUUGGAAAUGGUGUAUUUGUGAGGUUUUAUUUUGUCUAGAGGAGACUCUCCAGGCCAAACGCUCAGGGCCUGUUUUCUAAACAUAGAUUAAGGUUGACCCAAGACUAAAAUUGAUUUGUCAGUUUUAAUGCUCACUGACAGUUUCAUUUAGUCUUCAACAUCUCUUAAAGCCUUGGAAAACUGGCCCAAAAAAAUGGUAUGCUUUUCUUACAGUGAUAUAACAUAACAAAAAUAAAUCAUGACAUGCGCAAAUUCAAUAGAGUAAACGGAGGUCAAAUGCAAAUUCAACAAGACAAUAUACUGUGUUAUUGGAGUUUCCGUGUUGUACACAAUUUAUAAAAUGUUACGGUGUGGGUGUGUGUAAAUGUUGGCCGUUAAAUUGUUUAGGAGUGUACUACGCUGUUGAUUUGUAUAAUGGAUUAUUUCUUGUAGUUGGGCGAGUCUCAUUGCCUAGCCAAGGUAUAGAUCUCUCUAUUUCUCUCUCUCCCUCUCUCUAUCACUUUUUUCUCUCAUAUCAAGAGUUAUGCCUUCUCCAACUGCUAUCCAGCUGGAAUUAACUAAAUACUUGAUUAAGGAAAAAAAAAAAAAAAAACAUGCCUCGUUUGAGGCUUUAGCAUUUUCAGAACACUCACUUUUUAAGAAGUGUGUAUUCACGUGUAAUGUUGUUAGAUAAUCUUAUAUGUACAUAUUACUAGUGCAUCCUUGAUAUAGUUUUGUCACCAUUAAGGUCAUGUGACCUUAAUGUCAUUUCUUUUUAAAUGGUACUUAUUUUAGCUGUAUUUCCACAUGUUAAGUAAAAUUAUUGUGAGUUUUACAUUUUGGAAAUGAACAUGUUUUAGUUAACUUGAUUUGUUUAAUGAUUUCUUAUCAGUUACUUCUUCUACAGCAUAAACUCUCAUUGCAUGAAAUGGAAAUAAUCUGAAUAAUCUGAUACAUAGUUUGUGUAGUUAGUAGUAAAUUAAAAAAAGAAAAGAAAUAUCUCUAUAUAAAUAUUAAUCUAUAUACACAUUUGUAUUACAAUGAUCAGUUCAUUGUAACUUGAUAGUAAGUUGUUGUUGCUAUGGCAACAAAACUACAACAUGGCUACCUUUGUGAAUCUUAAUUGUGAAUUUUUUUCACACUUCAAUUGAAUUAAUGUACAAGGUUAACUUAUUCUGAAAGGGAAUGUGUAGAUAUCUUACCUUGGAUUAAAAAUGAUGCCUAUUUUGUACAAAAAAAAAAAAGAUUCCUUAAGUCCAAAGUCCAUUUGGAGAUGUCAUGUUAUUGUGUUUUGUUUUAUUUUAUUUUAUGAUUUCUUAUUUUUCUAAGGGGAUCGUUGUCUGUUUGAGAAACGAGUCUGGUGAGUCAGUGUUUUGCGCUUUAGAACGAACCUGUUGGAUCAUUAAGUGAAAGAUAAACUUGAUAACCUCCGAUGAUUGAAAGAGAUAUUCUGGUGCAAAACAGUCUCUUCAGAUGGGGAAUGACUUUAUUUAUUUUAUUUUUUUAAAGGGCUGUCUGGACUGGUAGACACCAGAAUGGGUGUUGAGGAUAGACUUUUUUUGAUGAUGAGUGCUUGAAAUCAUUAAUUCGAUGAUGUCAGGAGCAGAACGAGAUGUGUAUGGUGUACUAAGCUAGAACUUGAACCUCCUGGUAAUGUCUCAUUUCUCUCCCUGUACUCUCUAGCCAGCCUUUAGCCCAGCUGUGCUGGGACCUGCUGUGCCCCCAUCAGUGUACGAAUGUGUGUCCUUCACCUCGUUUGCACUUAUGUACAUAAAUGAGUGAAAAUAUUCAGAAUUUAUUUUGAAUAUGCAUAGAUAAAUACAAAUAUAUAGACAUAUAUAUUGAGAAAAAAAAAAGAAAAACCUGUUCAAAUGAAAUGACUGUAUUGUUAGGAAUACAGGUAAACAUCUGUACUUCUACUAGGUUGUUCAAGAAAUGCGAGGGAUUCGUUGUAUGUUCUUUUUGCUAAUGCCCUUGGUCUCACCAUGAGUAUGUUGUUGCUUGCUGAUCAAAUAGAUGAAAAUGAAAAGACGCUUUAUAGUUUGUCAUGGUUUACAAAAAUAUGCAUAUUACCCCGAGCACUGAGGCUGUUUAUAUCUGAUCAUAAACUGUGUUGGUGGUGUUUGGAAAGAAGCAUGGCCCCUAAAUUGUAUGCAGAUGAUGCAUUGCAUCCAAGAAACCAAAGACUAAAUAGCUUGCUCAUCUUUCUGUUAGUUUCAUUAUUCGUCGUGAAUUGCCUAUUUAGUGUCACAAGAUAUUCUGCUGUGCUUUAUUAUUAUUAUUAUUAUUAUAAUUAUUAUUAUUAUUAAAUGUGUUCAUGGCUCUAAAAGAUGAAAAGAAAUGGGAUUCAAAAUGGAUCUGAUUGGGAUUUUAGCUCAUGUGACAUCUGUACUGGUGAUGUUCUGCCCCCUGCAGAUGGCAAACGGUAUAACAGACAGCAAAACCCCAUUUUAUUUUUUUCCCCCUCCCCUGCAUACAAGGCGGGCUGAGCAUCAUUCAAAUACAGGACACACCACCAACAUCAGGGUCAGAUUACAGCAGGAAAGCAUUGCAACUGGUUAUAUGGAGUUUAAGUUACAUUUCUGUAUUUGGUUUCCGCUCAGUGUUCAAACAAUCAAACAUUCCCAAAAAACUGAUCAAUAAUCCUAAAUAUCUCGGUGCAUUUCCUCAAGACAAACCCUAUUAACGCAAUGAAACCUGGAGAUAUCUUGUACAUUCUGCGGUCCACAGUUGCUUUGGAAGCCAAGAAUUUUGUUGCCAUGGCACUUGUCCUAGUAGUGAGGGAGAGACUGAGUCUUUAUAGGUUCCUGCAUAUCGAUGCACCUUUGGACCACGUUCACAUGGUCCCAAACCUUCUGACUGUAAAGUGGACUCAGCACAGAGUUUGAUAUCUUAAGUCCUGAUUUACAGAACAUGCAGAAAACGAAUGCAAUCAAAAGGACACUUUUGACCACUGUGCUUAUUAGAAGAAAAAAAACAACUACUACUAACACUCUUCUGCUGUCCACCUUACUGUGCCUGGACAUUCUGUAAAGACAGUGUGUUUUGUUUUUUUUUCUGUUUUUUCCUUUGUCAAUUAUUUCAUUUUUAACCAAGAGAAUCCAUCACUUAUAUUUAAUCACAUCAUAUUUAAGUCUGUGUGGAAAUUGAUGUUGACGGUAUUGACAUAUAAAAUGUGUGUAUAGGAUUAAGUUUAUAUUUAUGUUGUAAAAUGCUAUGGAUGUAAAUGUAAAUGCAGUCUCUUGUUCGAGAUUUGAGGUUUUGUCCCUUUAAGGGCGUCAGUCAGGUGUAGUUUUAAAUGCAGGAAGCAGAAGUGCUUUCUAGCAGAAGCAGUUUAAAGAAUGUCCACCUUGUUUCAAAGCCAUACGUUGUUGAUUCCUCUUUCCCCCACUGUAGGACAAGAUCUAAUUGAAUGCCCUGACUCUUUAUAUGAAAUGCUUCUCUUUGUAUUUAGCGUGUUGUACUUGUAUGUGCUAAAAAUGUGUGCUUAUUGCCAAUCCCUUUUAUGAUUAUAGUAAUGUAUAGAAAAUAUACAUACUUAUAUGAUCUUUUCGUUUGACAUUUUAAUAAAGCACUUAAAUGGAAA